Messenger RNA from Daucus carota subsp. sativus, 1065 nucleotides. Its product is annotated as phytolongin Phyl2.2. The coding region runs from base 143 to 901 and encodes 252 amino acids. The record is from RefSeq and is a predicted model, not a curated record. The transcript has a single exon. Gene Ontology annotation, cellular component: membrane. Lineage: Eukaryota; Viridiplantae; Streptophyta; Magnoliopsida; Apiales; Apiaceae.
CGAUAAUAACUUUCAGCUACUCUUCAGAGAAAUUCCCUAUCCUUGUCAAGACUGCAUGCAACCGUUUAAAUAUCGAGUUUUCGAGAUAUAGGAAGGCGGUGUUGCAUUGUUAGGAGGGUUGAUUGAUUCUUGAUUUUCCGGGAUGGGGAGCAACCUGGAUCCAGAUAUGAUAUAUUAUGCCUGCAUUGCUAAAGAAACCACGAUUCUCGCGGAAUUUAAUUCAAAGGAUGCUGAUCUUGGCUCUGUAGCCCUCAAGUGUCUUGAAAAAGCCCCUGAAUUGCACUCUGAUUUCUAUCAUUCUGUCCACAACAGGACCUAUAUGUUCAUAUUCGAAAGGCCUUAUACGUACUUUGCUAUAUUUGAUGAAAAUCUCGACAGGCCAUCGUGUUUUUUGUUUCUGAAUAGUGUAGCGGAUUCAUUUAAUCUCAUUCUUGAUCGAAAUCCUGUGAAACGUUUGACACCUAUCAGCUCUCAUUGUUUCCAGGGGGACUUUAGUCCUGUUUUUCAUCAAUUGUUGGAACCGCAUUCAGAUUUGGAUGUGGUUCCACCGAGUGCUGGUAAAACAGGUGCUGAUGAUGGGUCGGUGAGAAAUGGAUCGACUCCUCUGUUAGGAGGAUCCGCGAAGAAGAGAUUUUUGGGGCAUUUUACAGGUGCCAACAAAAAUAAAAAGAAGAGUGGUGGCGCGCCAAAGGAAAGUAAGGUGGAUGUGUCGUGUGAGCAUCAUGAUUUUCUUGGUGGUAGUUUCGGUAGUCACAAUAAGAAUGGCCUAUUUGAUGACGAUAAGGCGAAGAGGGUGUGGAGAAAACAUGUUUGGAUGGUGUUGUCACUGGAUUUCAUUUUGUGUGUUAUGUUGUUCAUCAUUUGGCUGUGCAUCUGCAGAGGCUUCGAAUGCCUUGCUUGAUUUCGACGCCCUUCUCAGCUGUGAAUCAAAGCCUUGAUUGCAUUUCGACGCCCUUCUAGACAGCAUAUGGUUGGUAUUAUGGUUCUGUGGCCUUUCUGGAGCUCAAUGCCUUGGUUUGUGAAAGAAAUACUACAAGGGAAUUGAGAAUGUUGGUUUAAACUUCA